AAACCUUUCAAGAAAAUGACUUUAAUCCCCAAAUCAACCACCUUUCUCAUCCCUUUAGCACAAGUUUCAAAUUUUAAUAUCGAUUUGAUGAUGUAUUUUCUAUAUGAAAACAACACAUUUUAGCCUAUUAAUUUCACCUUCACCUCAAAAUCAAGUCAUAUAGAGUCAUUUUCAAUAAAUAAAUGCCUUUGAACUCGUGUACCAGCCUCUUAUUGGUAAAAUCCCACGUUUCUUCACCAAAUGGGUACUCCUUUCACUGAAAAUACCUACCCUUUAACGACCACCUUACCUGUUUUAUAAAUAUUUUACCUCAACCAGAGAAGCCACGCAACACAUUCAACUCUUUUCUGGUCCUAAAAACCUUCUCAGCCAUGGCAGAGCUAGACAACCCAAAUGUGAUGUCAAAUCUCAUAACUUUCUUGUCUUCUCUCAUCCAAAAAGUGGCUGAAUCCAACGAUCUAAACUGUGGGUUCCAGGCUCAGAAGAUUUCAGUUUUUCAUGGCCUAACACGCCCAACCAUCUCCAUUCAAAGCUACCUCCACAGAAUUUACAAGUACGCCAAUUGCAGCCCCUCUUGCUUUAUUGUUGCUUAUGUUUAUCUUGAUCGGUUUGCUCAAAGGCAACCCUCCUUGCCCAUCAAUUCUUUCAACGUUCAUCGCUUGCUUAUUACGAGUGUGAUGGUUGCUGCAAAGUUCAUGGAUGAUAUGUAUUACAACAAUGCUUUCUAUGCAAAAGUAGGAGGAAUCAGUACAACAGAAAUGAACUUCCUUGAAGUGGAUUUUUUAUUUGGGUUGGGAUUCCAUUUAAAUGUAAACCCCAAAACCUUUCACACCUACUAUUCCUACCUGCAAAGACAGAUGAUGAUGAUGUUGCAACCUCCACCACCAAGUACUGCACCAGAAUCCUCUAUAGAGUCCACAUUGAAAGUCCAUUUGUGCUUUAGUGAUGAGGAAUCCACAUCUCAUCAAAAGGAACAACUAGCUGUUUAAGGCCUUCAAUUUAGUGUUUAGCUCUCAAUGUCGUUUCAAUUUUGGCGUUUUCUUGUGGAUUUCCUUUGGUUUUUUUUUUUGGGGGGGGGGGUGUUGGAUCUCAAAUUGUUUAUGCAUGUACAGAUACUGGGAGUUGCUUUCUUUUUUACAGCCUGGCUAUAUAUAUAUAUAUAUAUAUAUGUCUUUUCUUUCUUUCUUCUGAAUUUAUUACUCCUGGUUUGUUUUGAUUCAUGACUGUGGCCUUUUUUUAUUUUUCAAUGAAGAGGAAAAUUGUAAAUUCCUUUAA
Gossypium raimondii (Peruvian cotton) is the source of this 1275-nucleotide messenger RNA. Its product is annotated as cyclin-U4-1. Gene Ontology annotation, molecular function: protein kinase binding. Gene Ontology annotation, biological process: regulation of cyclin-dependent protein serine/threonine kinase activity. NCBI's taxonomy places the organism in Eukaryota, Viridiplantae, Streptophyta, Magnoliopsida, Malvales, Malvaceae. The record is from RefSeq and is a predicted model, not a curated record. The transcript is spliced from 2 exons. Bases 372 to 989 code for a protein of 205 amino acids.